Molecule: messenger RNA, 686 nt
Organism: Python bivittatus (Burmese python)
Lineage: Eukaryota; Metazoa; Chordata; Lepidosauria; Squamata; Pythonidae
Source: RefSeq, a predicted model, not a curated record
CCCGGCCGGGCUCCUGCGGACAUGCCGCUCCCCUGACCAUGCCAGGCCGGGCGCUUGCGGGGACCGCCGAGGGAAAGCGAGACGCGCCCGCGCCUCCUGCCGGGGCUGCCCCGACCUCCCCGCCUGCGCUCAGCCCCAGCGGGGGCCCCCCGGGGCUCUUUCCCUGGCAUGCGCGACCGGCCUCGCACGACUAUGUCCCAGUACUCCACGAAUUUCCUCUUGGUUCCCAUCCCGGAAUAUCCCCUCCUGGAGUGCGCGCCCAACAAAAUCAUCAAGCUGGUGGUCCUGGGGGGCAGCGGCGUGGGAAAGACCGCUCUCAUUGUACGCUUUCUCACCAAGAGAUUUAUUGGAGACUACGAAGCCAAUACCGGUACGUCUCAUUCCUGUCUUGCCGAUUCUGAUGGGAACAAACGGCGCUGUGUCUGCCUGGCUCCGGAGGGCUGGAAGGGCGAGUGGGCGGAGGGGUGGGCAGCUCGCAGAGCCCGCGAAGAGAAACGGAGCGAGUCAAGGGGCACGUGGGGGGUCCCUUUCUAGAGAUCCAGAAACUGCACCUUUUCAAAUCAUGGCUUCUAGCAAUGGCGGUAAUAAAUCAAAGCUGGGCUAUUUACAGUCUUUCCCCUCUCCUGGGGAGGGGAGGUGUUUUUUUAAGCCAGCGUUGUCUCCAUUGUGAGGGAGCAGAGAGAUGA